CACACCACCUCACUCACCAUGGACCAGUCGCCGCCAGACGUGAAGCGCCAGCUCGGCGAGGCAUCCGCCGGAUCGCCGCCGAAGAAGCGCAAGACCGACGAGAAGCAGCGGGCGCGCGACGAGAAGAAGGCCAAGAAGCAGGAGAAGCGCGAGCGCAAGGCCGUCAGCCUGCAACGCUCGCAGGAGCUGCGCAAGCUGAGCAAGAACACGGACAAGUACAACAACAAGUCCAAGGAGGAGAAGCGCACCAAGCCGGGCAAGGCGGACGAGGCCAGCGGUGCUGCAGCAGUGUCGCAGCCGCGGCCAGCGCCCAAGCCCCAGGCAGGGCAGGCAGCGCUGCGCCUGGAGGGAGACGAGAGUGCAGUUGGGCCGGUGCUUGCCGAGUUCGGCGACUUCGCGCCGCACAGCGGCACGCAGUACACGCUGUACUCCAAGGCGCCGGGCAAGACGGCGUCGUUUGACGACUCGAUGCUGCUCGUUGGCGAGACGGACACGAUCACGUACGUCUCCAACAACUGGCUGAGCGGGCGGGCCGGGCCGAGCCAGGAGCCCGAGACGCGGCUGGCGGCGCGCGACUACAGCGGCGAGUACCUUGUGGGCGUGCACGACCCAGCGACAUCGACUGUGACGCUGCGUGCGGCGCCGCUCUUCCUCUUCAAGCGGCGUGUCAAGGCGCUGAGCGACAUGACGUCGAGUCUGGCGGCCACGCGCGACAAUGCGGCCAUCGACUGGGAGACGCGGCAGAAUCAGCGGCGCGACCUGGGCGAUGCAUUUGGCAACCGAAAGACGAAGCUCAAGGCCAAGGCGCAGGACCGCAUGAAGGUGGACACGGGCAACAUGGGCGCGGUGAUGGACUCGAUGCGCCAGCAGAUCGAGGACAGCUCGCGCGGCAUGGCCGAUGCGGACGCCGUCAAGGCCGAAGCGGACGCCCAGCGCGCCAUCCCGCCACCCAAUUUCGAUGCGACGGAGCCGAGCGAGGCGUACCCCAUCGCCUCGAUCGUGCCGAAUGCCAUCUUCUACGCGCUCAACAUCGCACCGCUGCUCAAGGCCGAGGACCAGGGUCACCUGCGCAAGCUACUGCCGGGACCCGGGCCAUCGCAUUCCGACUGGCUCGUAUCGCGCACCUGGGAUGCCGUGCAGCGUGCGCUGUACGGCACGAAGGGCGAAGGCGGCGCCGAGAGCAUCCUCAAGACGAGCGGCAGCAAGGACGAGGGCAAGCUGCGUCUGCGCAUGUGUCUCUUCAUGGCGCUGCUGUGGGCGUUCAGACGCAGUUCGGCGCUGGUGGCCCGCGAUCGCGAGGCAUUGAGUGAGAAGCUGCGGCUGCAGGGCACAAAUAGCGGAGAGGUGAUCAUGGAGGAUCUGCUCUCGCGCUUUGCGGAGCGGCAGCGCGGCGGCAAGAAGUACGCCGUGACGACGUACCAGGACACGAAGCUGCUCUCGCACAUCUUCGCCCUCUCGCUGCAUCUCGACGGCUUCUCCGUGGACUACGGGGCUCUGGCGUCUGAUCUCGGUCUCGGCCCUCCCAAGGUGGCGGAGAUCUACAAGUCGCUCGGCUGCAAGAGCGACAUUGCGACAGGCCAGCACGCCGAUGGCUCGGCGCGCAAGGAGCGGCGCAUGGUGCUGCGUGUGCCGUUUGAGCUGCCCAAGCCCAAGCGUGGCCCCGCGAAGCGCUGAGUGAGGGCUGGGCAAUGCACAUCAGUCACCUGUGCUGAGACGGAGGCUGUGUGGGAG
This is a messenger RNA of Tilletiopsis washingtonensis, 1731 nucleotides long. RefSeq lists its product as hypothetical. The record is from RefSeq and is a predicted model, not a curated record. Gene Ontology annotation, cellular component: RNA polymerase I complex. The transcript has 6 exons. Gene Ontology annotation, molecular function: DNA binding. Bases 19 to 1674 code for a protein of 551 amino acids. Gene Ontology annotation, biological process: transcription elongation by RNA polymerase I; nucleolar large rRNA transcription by RNA polymerase I; RNA polymerase I preinitiation complex assembly. Lineage: Eukaryota; Fungi; Basidiomycota; Exobasidiomycetes; Entylomatales.